This is a messenger RNA of Thamnophis elegans (Western terrestrial garter snake), 3965 nucleotides long. RefSeq names its product carcinoembryonic antigen-related cell adhesion molecule 5-like. Gene Ontology annotation, cellular component: plasma membrane; cell surface. Gene Ontology annotation, biological process: regulation of immune system process; signal transduction. The record is from RefSeq and is a predicted model, not a curated record. The coding region runs from base 161 to 2536 and encodes 791 amino acids. NCBI's taxonomy places the organism in Eukaryota, Metazoa, Chordata, Lepidosauria, Squamata, Natricidae. Gene Ontology annotation, molecular function: protein tyrosine kinase binding. The transcript has 12 exons.
UGGCUCCUCCCAGGAAGGCGUGGCGACCGGGCUGGGUGGGGCUGGGUGCCCGGUGUGCCUCUCUCGGCCGGCGGUUGGGGGCGCAGAAACCACUAGGCGCUGCUUCCGACGGGUGGGGGUGGUGGAAGGCGAGCCGCGCGGGUGGACGGCGGAGCGGAGCAUGGAGUGGCGGGCAGACGGGGGGCGCCGCCGCCCUCGGGACCCUCGCGGAUGGACGCCCUCCAGGUGGGCGGUGCACUUGGCAGCUUUCGUCCUCGGUUCUUCCUUCCUGUUGGCUCAGGGCCAAACAACCAUCUUUUACGACAUCUCGAUCCUGACGAACCCACCAGAGACGUUAGAAGGGCGGACUGUCAACCUGAGCCUCAAACACAAGCCGGCCAAUUUUGCGUUCUGCAACUGGUACCGAGCGCUCGACACGAAAGAACAUGUGAUCGUCACGCACUACCUACCGCCACUCGCUGGGAACACGACAGGGCCUUCCUACACCGGGCGUGAAGUUGCGGGCUUCGGCUGCUCUCUGCUCAUUCAAAACCUAACUUUGAAUGACUCCGGAGACUACGUGGUAACCAUGAAUGGACCUUCGGUGCAAGGGAAAGGGAAUGUAAAGAUUCAAGUCUUAGGUGCUGUCCUUAAAGUCACCGUCACCGGGCCUUCUCAUGUGCUAGAAAACCAACCUGUCACUUUUCAUUGUUCCUCUUUGGGUUUCAAUGUUUCCUACUCCUGGUUGAAGGGAGGCCAACCGAUUGAAGCAGGAGGGAAGGUCCUUGUGAAGAACAACAGCCAGACCCUCACGCUCCUUACAACUUCUCGAAGUGACGCAACCAGCUAUACCUGUUCUGGGCAAAAUAGCUUCUCGGCCAGCAGCAGUGAGCCUCACCAGCUUGACAUCUUCUACGGGCCUGAACACCCCGUAAUCAACCCCCUACAACAAGUUUACAAUGAGCAUUCCACUCUCAACCUCUUCUGCUCUGCCGUCUCUAAUCCACCUGCAAAGUUUUCUUGGUAUCUUAAUGGAGAGCUUCUGGCACGUCAGAACGAUUCUCACCUGGCCCAGCGUCUUACUCUGAAGAACGCUGGGAACUAUACUUGUCGAGUUGACAAUGUCGAAACUGGACUCUCCAAAGCCGUCGGACUGGAGAUCAGCAUCCGGGAGGCCAUCAAUCAUAUCUCCGUCAGAGACCCUGGCAAGAUUGUCGAGAAUAGCACAACCUAUCUCAACUGCACAGCCUCUGGCUUUAAUGUUUCCUACUAUUGGCUUAAGGGGAAGCAGAGGCUUCAGGCGGGGGCUCGCCUGUCUUUAAGCAGCAAUGGCCAAAACCUUAGCUUGAGUAAAACAAGCCGUCAGGAUUCGGGCCUCUACACCUGCUGGGGGAUUAACAGUUUCUCUAACAACUCCUUCAACUACACCCUGAAUGUCUUUUAUGGGCCUGAUGCCCCAGUCAUCAGCCCUAGUGGACAGUUUUAUGCAGAAGGCUCCAAUCUCACCCUCUCCUGUCAAGCUGACUCCAACCCACCCGCCAAGUAUACAUGGUCCUUCAAGAAGUCUACCCAUUCAGGGGGGAUCUAUCAGCUCUUUCGCUUGUCUUCCGCCAACAAUGGGACCUAUACAUGUGAGGCCUCCAACAACGAGACCAAACUCUCCCAGUCUAAAAUCCAGCCUGUCUGUGUCCUGGAAAAACUCUCAAAGCCAAUCCUGCGGCCUUCGGAGUCCCUUGUGCCUGAGAACACACGUUUCACGCUGAAUUGUAGCACCUCCAAUAGUUCCACGGUGAGCGUCACCUGGUCCAAGGACACUAAACCUUUCCCAACAAAUGUAGAAUUUGACCAUGGAAAACGAAUCCUCACGCUGCGGAAUUUCCAACAAUCGGACGCAGGGAAAUAUACUUGUACAGCCCAGAAUCUUUUCAGCGCUGCCACAAGCAACCCCAGCAUACUUACACUGGCAUACGGACCCAGGUCUGCUCAGUUGAACCAGUCAGGAAUCAUAGUUCAACCGUUGGGUUCCGAAUUGGUUCUCCAGUGUUCUGCGGAAUCCGUGCCUCCGGCCACGUUUGAGUGGUUCUUCAAUAACACGGUCAAGAAUGGGACAGAUGACACGCUCAAUCUUCACUUGAAGGACUGGGGAGAAGAAGGCAAUUACAGCUGCCAGGCCACGAACCCCUUCACCAAGCGUACCACUUCGGCCUCUGUCUAUGUGAAAUUGACAGAUGAGAGUGCAAUUCAGCCCCGCAUGUCGGUUGCAGUCAUUGCUGGGACAACUAUCGGUUCUGUGGCCGGUGUGAUGCUUUGCGUAAUCGUUGUGUACCUCCUGUGGACCAAGGCUUCCUGUUGGAAGGCGGAACAGCAAGUAUCCAAUGGAAACAUACCCUCGGCACCCGGCCACAACCAGGCCACUGAUACCAAGUCCAAAACGGUUGAAGAAGACAUACAAUAUUCAACACUAGCUUUUGACACAAAAAACACUUCGCAGCCACUCUCAAAACCUCCCCGGCCUUUGGACAGUGGUAUUGUUUAUUCCGAAAUCAAGAAAAAAUGAUUGUGGAUCGAUCUUUGCCUGUGGGGGGGAGGACAGGUUAUUUAACCCAGGAGCUCCCCCCCUCCCCUUCUGCUUCCUUCCUCUUUCAGCUGGAUUCUGGUGGCGAGCUUUUAUAGGGAAGAAGAAGGGAGGAUAAAUAAUGAUCUUCUCCAAAAAAAAACAGGAAGGGAGGGCAAGAAGCCCCUUGAUCCCGUGAUCAAUUAAUGUCCAGAUUGCCGCCCAGCCUCUCAAGUUGGAUGCAAAACAACAGCCACAGCGGAGUGUCUCUCUCCCCAGGAUGUAAUGAAAGGGUUAGCAGCCUUGUGCAAGAGACAACACAUACAUUUUUAUCAUGUUAAGACUUCCACGCGUGCGGCAGGGAGGCUGUUUCAUUUCCCCCCCUCAACAGGGCAGGAAGCAAAAAAAAACAAGAGGUUGCAUUUUGUUCUCUGCCUUUCCCUCCCAUUCUCGUCGCCUCGCUGUGAUUCCUGAGUUGUGCCAAACGGUUCUCUGUUGUGUUUUUUUGCAACUUGAGUUUGGUGUUGCCAGCCAGCUGUGGCUCCUACCCUCCAGGGCUUUUUCGUGCCACGUGAAAAAUAAAAAAUAAAAAAAAAUAAAUGAAAAGGUCUCGCUUCCUCAGAAAAGCAUCCGACGUGCUGCUGGUCCUCACUGAUUUUCAGAAGACGGAGGAGCUGGUGUCCCGUCCUUCCUCCCGGCCAGAUUCCUGCCCCUUCUAGGUCCUCAAAUAUCCCUUUUUCAUUUUUUUUUAAUCGAUAGGUAGAUCAAUUGGGCUUCUCUGAUCUGGAGGUUGCGGUGGGAAGUGGUGACGACAAAAAGGCAAUUUGAUUUUCCGUCUGGAACCGUCCCUUGUUUUCUCCAGAUCAGCUAGACAAAUUAGAAGACGCAAACAAAGAAAGAACAAUCAGCAGCCAGAGGGUGACGUGAGCGAUGAGGUCCCUAUUUAAAAAAAUAACUUCUCCCAAGUUUAAUUUGUUUAUUUAUUUUUUUUAGUCCAGCAAACUGGCAUUUGCUGAGCCAGGAGAGAAAGUAAAGGGUGAGCACUAGGACCGACUUGUUGAUAUCUCAACAAGGUUUUCCAUAAUUUUCCAGCACCAGAUGAAAACGUCUUUUGGGGAUUUUUACUGACAAUUCCAGAACUUUGGAGGAAACUCCCUGCAAAAAGCUUGGGAGACCAUCUCUUCUGGGCCUCUCCCAGCUCUUCAGGUGGACUCCUUCCCUCUGGUAGGAGAGUUGGGGGAGAUUGCACGGAGCUACAACGAGGAGCAGCUUUUAAAUGAUCUGCCAGCAUAGGAGAAUUGUAAAUACAGGGCCCAAACGUCCCCCGCUGCAGAAAAAUGCUCGAGCUUUGCAGAAAGGAAACCCGCCUCAUUGAAGGCAUCCAAGCAUGGAGAGAAGGCGUGUUUACCCAAGGGCAUCUCCUCAUUUGGGG